AAACCAAACGUGUCGUCUUCUUCAUCAGCUCUCCCUUCCUCUUCCUUACACCACUCGCAAAAGCUCCAAAAGAGGGGUACCAGGCCGCCCUCGUUCGAAGUUCGAACCCCUCCCCGAUUCUCCCUCCCUCGAUGAACGCGUCGCAGUUCAUGGACAAGCAGAUCAUGGAUCUCGCGUCGCAGGGGUCGGCGCCGAGCAAGGACUUCAUCGAUCUCGCCGCUGACCCCCGCGACCAGCACCGCGGCAGUUGCCCCGAGGAGGAGCGGGACCACGCGGCCGGCCGCGGCGGCGGCGGCGGCGCGGAGGAGGACGACGGCGGCGGCGACGGCGACGGCGACGAUGGGGUGAGGAGGGAGGAGAUCGUGCCGAGCUACGAUUUCCAGCCGAUUCGACCCAUCGCCGUCUCCGGCUCGCCGGCGCUCGGCUUUGACGGUGGAUCCGCCAGGGCGUGGGGGUCCCUCGAUCCCAUGGCCAACGCGAACGCCGCGCCUGUCCGGAACUAUAGUUCACUGGAUUCCUUUGAACCUGCAAAAAUCAUUGCUGAGAAGGAUCAGCAUGCCUUUGAUGCAUCAAUGGUGUCUGAGAUAGAUCGAACAAUGAAGAAGCAUGCUGAUAGCUUGCUGCAUGUAUUGGAAGGUGUUAGUGCACGGUUGACUCAGCUGGAGAGCAGAACUCGCAACCUCGAGAAUUCUGUUGAUGACUUGAAGGUGUCAGUAGAUAACAAUUAUGGGACUACAGAUGGGAAGAUGAGACAGCUGGAGAAUAUUCUCAGAGAUGUGCAAGGAGGGGUGCAGGUUUUAAAAGACAAACAAGAAAUUAUGGAGGCUCAGUAUCAGCUCGCAAAACUGCAAUUAUCUAAGGCAGAGCAGCAGCAGGAUAAUCAGAAGGCUUCACAUGUGGAUUCCCAACAGCCAGUGCCAUCCAUUCCUCAGCAAUCUCUUCAGCAGACUUCUCAUGCUAAUUUUCAACAACCUUUGCCUGCUCUGCCCACCCCUAAUGCUCCUCUACCGCCACCUCCUCAACAAAGUCUACCGCCUCCAGUUCAGCUUCCAAACCAGUUUCCUCAGCCACAGAUUCCUCCUGUUCCUCAGCGUGAUCCUUAUUUCCCACCCCCAGCUCAAGCCUCAGAAGCUUCGAAUCAGCAGUUCCAUCUUCCUCCCCCCCAGCAGCCACCUCCACCUCCACCUCAAGCAGGUCUGCCUCAUCACCAAUACCAAACAGUUCCUCAACCUCAGUUUUCACAGCCACCGCCUCCACCACCACAGCACCCAAGCAUGGCACCGGUAAAUCCUCCUCAACCACCAGUACCCCACCAUCCCGAAGAGACGCCAUAUAUUCCAUCCCAGACCUACCCCCCAAGCCUCCGUCAGCCCCCUGCUCAGCCACCUAGUGGGCCUCCUCCGCCCCAACAGUUUUAUGGGGCUACCCCCCAGAUGUACGAGCCACCACCCAGCAGGUCUAGUUCAGGAUUUUCUGCUCCAUACAGCCAGCCAUCUGGGCCUAGUGAGAUGCAGUAUGGAGGAGCUCCACAGUAUGGUAGCGGCUCCCCCAUGAAAUCUCAGCAACAUUCACAGAGUGGUGGAAUUGGUUAUCCACAGCUCCCAACUGCUCGGGUACUUCCUCAUGCUCUACCCACCGCAUCUGCAAUGAGUGGCAACUCAGGAUCCAGUGGAACUGGAAACAGGGUUCCUGUAGAUGACGUGGUUGACAAAGUGACAAGCAUGGGUUUCCCGAGAGACCAGGUUAGGGGUACUGUUCGGAGGUUGACCGAGAAUGGACAGCCUGUGGAUUUGAACAUAGUGCUAGACAAGUUAAUGAACGAUUCUGAUGUCCAGCCCCCUAGAGGUUGGUUCGGUCGAUGAUGUUGUACUGUGAUGCUCACCUCUAUACGGUUGACGGUUGCAUCAUGACUUGGCUACUUCACUGAAAGGAGCCAUUUUCUCACAGAUCAGGUUUCUUUGCGCAGUGGAUGUUCUGUAUCUUUGUUCAUUCUCCCUUCUCCCUUCUCCCUUGGCUUUUCUAUUGUGUUGGUAAGUGACGGCUCUAGUUUGACUUGGUAUUCUUGCUUGCCUGGCUCUAUCUAUGACCCUGUUUCCAUCUCUUUUUGUGUAUACUCACUGAAAUUCAAAUUGUUUUCAUCGCUUUUACUGUUCACAGUUAUCA
Molecule: messenger RNA, 2163 nt
Organism: Eucalyptus grandis
Lineage: Eukaryota; Viridiplantae; Streptophyta; Magnoliopsida; Myrtales; Myrtaceae
Product: pollen-specific leucine-rich repeat extensin-like protein 1
Exons: 3
Coding region: 132-1862 (576 amino acids)
Source: RefSeq, a predicted model, not a curated record